Messenger RNA from Choloepus didactylus (southern two-toed sloth), 5363 nucleotides. RefSeq names its product UDP-GlcNAc:betaGal beta-1,3-N-acetylglucosaminyltransferase 5 (gene B3GNT5). Gene Ontology annotation, cellular component: membrane. Lineage: Eukaryota; Metazoa; Chordata; Mammalia; Pilosa; Megalonychidae. The record is from RefSeq and is a predicted model, not a curated record. Gene Ontology annotation, biological process: brain development. The coding region runs from base 1890 to 3035 and encodes 381 amino acids. The transcript is spliced from 3 exons.
CAGUGACGCUAAAAGUGCAGGAAACCUGCGUGCGAGCAAAGCCGCGGGGGAGGCCCCGGCUGCCCGCGCCCCCGCCCUCUGCGGCGGAUUCCCUGAUUGGAUCUGCCUCGGUUCUGCCGACUCCAGCUCGCUCCCGGCCGGGGAAGCGGGACAAGAGAAACACUGGCUGCCGGGUCUUCGCCCAAGAUUUAAAACGGGCACGUUUUGGUUUUGGGACCAAUGACUCUAUUCUCUGGUAUGAUGAGGAAAGCCAACCUCCAUUUGGGAGUUGAAGGAGCUGAGCUUGGACUUGGCCCCCAGCAGCUCAAGGCAGAGUAGUCUGACAAGAGACCUUUUAACAAGAAUCGCCCCCCUUCGGACUCUUACUCUAAAAGGAAAAGGUUAUCCGAGAAUUUGCCACUCAGUCAAAACUUAUUCUCGCAUACAAGUAACUGUUGCGUGUUCUUGAACAAAUGGAUCAUUAAUCUAACGAAUUCCACCUCUUAAUGAAAAGUGUAUAGAGAUCUGUUAUUUCAUAUGGAAUUAAUAUAUGUUGCUAAUCUACGAUUUAAAAAGUGCUUUGCAGUCAACCGCCUCCUAGCCGGGGCCGAGUCCCCCUGGGUGAAAAUGUUUUCUUCCCUGCCGGAUCACUAAAUGGGGGAAAUUUUAACACGCUUGGAAGGUGUAUGUGUGGAAGAGAGAAAAAGUCGCAAGUCCCUGGAUGGUUUGCUCUUUGUGCCGGGGACUGGAGAGGCGCUCGACCAGCCCUGGGUGGGCAGUUCGUGGCUCCGGGAGCGGGGUGUUGCACAGCGUCCCAGCCUCGGCUCCGCCCCUGCCCGGCCCGGCCGCCAGGCGCCCUGCGCGGCGCCUCCUCGCCCAAGGUAGCUCUCGGAGUCUCCUCUACCCACUUUGGACCAGGAGAAAGUCGGCAGGAGGGGAAGGGAAGACACACUCGCUCACACCGGGUAGCUCCACGACGUCAGGUUGGAAUGCACGCUUGGGCCCGGGAGGCGCGGCUGGAGCACACACCCCGGCCCCAGAUACGCUACCCUGGCCGGGAUCGCGCGCAGUCCAGCGCCGGGAAGCUGGUGAGGCCCUUCCAGGCGCGGGGCGCGGGCUACUCGCCGCCCGAACGUGCAGCGGGGAAGGAGCGCGCGUUCCUUCCCCGGGGCGCCUUUGUUCGCUCCGGCCGGCCGGCACGGGCGCUUGAAGCCGGAACUCCCGGCCGAGCCGCCGCCUAGGUGCGGCAGGUAGUCCCGGGGGCCCGGAGCCUGGAGGGUCGGUUUUCUGGGGUCUGGCGGGUUCCCCCUCCUUGGGGAGUAGGGGGCUGAGCUCUGGCGAGACGGCCGCGGUGUCGCGAAGUGGAGUCCCGCCUGAGCGCGGGAGGAGGAGGCGAAUGCCGCUUCCCCGGGCCUCGGUUUCCGGCUGGGGACCCCCAACCCUACUGCUAUCCCCAUAGUUUCAGGGUGAGAUUCGGUUAACAGCCUGAACCGCGUUGGAAAUGAGGAAACCGCCAGACGGGAGAAGCUUUCCGCGAUUUACUAGCUGGGGAAAUGGAGACAAGGAAAUGGGCACGCAGACAGGGGAGAACUGGGAAACGAAGAUCUUCCUAGAGGCGAGGUUUCAUCUAACAUUCACAAAAACGAAGUACAUGGAAGAGCUACAUGGAUGCCAAGGUGGAAAAACUUUGAUGUGCCAGUGGCCUUGUUUUACAGUGUGUUCCAUUCUUUUGCACUCACAGAAAAAAACGGUAUUAAGAGGAAGUAUGUUGUGAAAUUAGAAGCCCCUUUUAAAAUUUGUAAUGGUCAAUAUGUAUUAAGAUGGACAUCUGUUUUGAACAAUACAAAGUGCUCUGGUUUCAAAGAAGCAAGCACCUGUUUAAAACUGAUCCUAAAUAAAAACAGACCUGAAUGGACAUCAGAAUGUUUGUUAGUGGCAGAAGAGUCAAAAAAUGGCAGUUUGUUCAGUUAUUUGCCACUUGUUUUAUACUAAGCCUUACGUUUUUUUGGGGACUGAAUGAUAAUCCAAUAGUGAACCAUAUGAAGUCCUACUCUUACAGAUACCUCAUAAAUAGCUAUGACUUUGUGAAUGAUAGCCUGACUCUUAAGCACAGCCCAGAGGGGGCUACCAGCUACCAGUACUUGAUUAACCACAAAGAAAAGUGUCAAGCCCAAGAUGUCCUGCUUUUACUGUUUGUAAAGAGUGCUCCUGAAAACUACGGCCGCCGUUCUGCAAUUAGAAAAACAUGGGGCAAUGAUAAGUAUGUUCGAUCUCAACUUAAUGCCAACAUCAAAACUCUGUUUGCCUUAGGAACUCCUUCUAAUCCACUGAAGAGAGAAGAAAUGCAAAGAAAACUGGAACUGGAAAACCAAAUGUACAACGAUAUAAUUCAGCAAGACUUUGUUGAUUCUUUCUACAAUCUUACUCUUAAAUUACUUCUGCAGUUUAGGUGGGCAAAUACAUUUUGUCCACAUGCCAGAUUCCUUAUGACUGCAGACGAUGAUAUAUUUAUUCACAUGCCAAAUCUUAUUGAAUACCUUCAAAGUUUAAAACAAAUUGGUGUUCAAGAUUUUUGGAUUGGCCAUGUUCACCGUGGUUCUCCUCCCAUCAGAGACAAAAGCAGCAAAUACUACGUCUCCUAUGACAUGUACCAGUGGCCAGCUUACCCUGACUAUACCGCUGGAGCUGCCUAUGUGAUCUCCAGUGAUGUAGCCGCCAAAGUCUACGAGGCAUCACAGACACUUAACUCUAGUCUUUACAUAGACGAUGUGUUCAUGGGCCUCUGUGCCAAUAAAAUGGGGAUAGUACCACAAUCCCAUGUGUUUUUUUCUGGGGAAGGUAAAACUCCUUAUCAUCCUUGCAUCUAUGAAAAAAUGAUGACGUCUCAUGGACACGUACAAGACCUUCAGGACCUUUGGCAGGAUGCCACGGAUGCUAAAGUAAAAACAAUUUCAAAAGGUUUUUUUGGUCAAAUUUACUGUAGGUUAAUUAAGAUAGUUCUCCUUUGCAGAGUGUUCUAUGUCAACACUUAUCCUUGUUCGGCUGCGUUUGCCUAACAGUACUUGAAUGUUAUCUGUUUUCACUGUCACUGAGCCAAACCUGGAAGAAAAACCUUUAAAUGUUUAUCUAUACCCUAAGGAAAAUGAAUAAGAAAGACAAAGAAAUAUUUUGAAAGCCCAGUCUAUCAGAAUGUUUCUUUUUUUUUCUAGAAGCUAUUCAAUAUAACUUAUCUAUUUCAUUGCCUAAAUUCAUUUCAAGAACUUGAUAUUUAGGAAAGGCUUAUAUUAUUAAUGAAAAUAAGAAUAAAGGGAAAUUCAAGUUCUUACUUAACGUUACAUGCAUAUUCAGGGUGUAGAGAGAUCAUUAAGAUGUGUUUGAAUAAUUGCUUUUGGAAAAUACCAGGUGAAUGUAUAGUACAACAUUUCAAAGAAAUGAAUAUACUGUUGGACCAGGUAUACAAGUUUAUUUUUAUUAAAGAGCACUUGGUGGAGGUGUUGGGGUAUGUGGAGUUGAUACAGGACAAAGUAUAUGAAUCUGAUAAAAGAAAGUCUCUUGUUCUUUAAGAGGAGGUUUUGAAAAAUGUACGUAAUUUCACGUUUUUUUUCAAAGCUUAAUGUGAAAUGUGAGAAAAGUCAUUAGUUCUGCCCUAACUGGUGCUUUGUAUGGCUCUUUUUGAAUAUUAGAAAAUGACACAAAACAUGGGCAGUUUGUUACCUGUCUGAUCCUUCCCUAGGGAGAAAUUGUUAUUUCAAAUAAGCUGAUUUUAAUUUAAUUAAUUUUCAACUGAUUUUUGAAUAUUCAAUAUUGGUUUGUAUAUAGGAUAGUUAUUUGAAUGUGGUUUGCAUAGAAGAAUAUAAUAAUGGAGAAGGCUUCAAAAGGAAAGACAGAACAUUAAAAGCCUCUUUUCUUUAAAAUUUAUGAAAAUAUAAUUCUUAGUGCCAAAUCAUUGUCAUGAUUACUAAAACCAGUCCACCCCUUCCCAACAAGGCCUCGUAAAUCAUAGUACUUUGUUCUAAGCUUACAUUUUACAUUGAAAGGAUCAAGUAUCAAGUCAAAGUUACAGUACCUUUAAAAAAACAUCUAUUCUAUCAUUAAAAUAACUGUCAGAGGUGGUUUUCAUCUUUUAAAUAUUUCAAAUUUGAAAGAAGAGAAAAGUUGCCAGAAUGAGGUCUGAUGCAUUCAGAAAAGCUACAUGUUCCCCAUGUUCAAAGAGACGUGGCUUUGAGAUCUCAUAAGGUAAAUUACAUUUAUUUUACAAAGCAAGAUAAAAAUGUGGCCAUGAUGCAAACAACCUCCUCUUACUGCAGAAAGAGCUAGGUGAUACCUAUUAUAGGAUUCUAUAAAGACCAAAACAGUUUCUCCAGCAAAAGUGGUUAAACUGAUUAUAAAAACCUUUGACUGCAUAGAAGCCUGUUAAGCAAAACUAAGACAUCUCAUUUCAUAAAAUGAUAUCUGAAACAUGUAAAACAAGACUCCUCAGUAAUAUAUAUAUAUAUAGCUGGAUGAUGGUAUUUAUAAUUUAGGGGUAGCUUUUUAAUGUUUACAGGUUAAUCUUUUUCUAUUUUGAAAAUUGAGGCUUGUUUACAUUUGCUCAGAUAAUUUAGUUUUGGUUAACCAAUGUCAAAAUUUACAGUAUCAAACAUUCUAGUUUGUAAUUACUUUCAGAGCAGGUUCAGGGUCUUUAGAUCAUUACAGUCUGAACUUUCUGAUCCAUUUAAACAUUUGUAGAGAAAAAAGGAUAUCUGAAAAAGCAGGUUUAUAAUUAAUUUUGAUUAGUUGAUUUUUUAAUAACCAUUUGCUUUUUGGCCUUAUAUACCCUGUGUAUCCCUACUAGAAACUUUAAAUUUGCCAUUGGUUGAAAAUGAUCUUGUUUACAGCAGUACUUUUGUGAAACAAUUAUUUAUUGCUGAAAGAGCUCUCCUGAACUGUGCUCAUUUUUUAGUUUUGCUUAGAACCAGAACAGAACAGGUUUUAAUUUGAAGUAAAUAUGAGGUCACUCUUUAUUUUUUUUUAAGUUGCUAGAUGCUUCCUUAUUCAGACUUAAAGACUGAGAAGAGUAUUUGUAAAUAAAAGGGUUCCAGCCUUUUAAAAAGGAAGAAAAAAAACAUUUUGGUGGUCCAAUGCAGGGCUACCUUUUGAAAACUGUUAACAAAGGGAAAAUAAACUAUCAGCCUGCAUGGUCACUUGAAUAGGAGAUGAUUGUACACAGUGUUAUUGCCCGAAACUUUUUACCUCUUGGUUGGUUUGCAUCUCUUUCUCAUAUUACUAAUUUUAUACAAAAAAUGUUAAAUAUUUAUAUUAUUUGAAUUUUGUUCUUGUAUGGCAAAUAAUUAGUGGGUUUUUAAAAAUACGUUUUUGGUUUCCAAUAAACAGCUUAAAAAUUG